AUGUAUUGUUCUCUGGGAUCCACUCUCCUUGUCCUCAAUUACAAGGUUUGGUUUUUCUAUUCGAAUAAUCUGGUACGGUCCCUGGAAUUUAUCUCCGAAUUUACUCGUUUUUUCCUCAAUUUUUGCCAAUACCCAGUCUCCCUCCUUCCAAUCUAUACUAUUAGUUGUUUUCUGUUGUUGUCUCAUUUUUUCCAUAUUCAAAUUAAGUUUGGCCCUAACCCUAUUGUGCACUUCGUCCAUCCUCUCCUUCAGUUCCUGCACAUAACCCGAGGUUUCCUCCUCUUUCUCGAUUCUAUUAAUUGCAUUUUCCGACGGCAGUCUUGCUUGGUACCCAUGGGCAACAAAGAAAGGUGUUUCUCCUAUUUGGUUAUUGAACGAAGUGUUAUAUGCGAAGGCUAGUAAAGGGAGGGCUUCCGGCCAGUUUUUCCCCUUCGUGGUCGUGGCAACCAUAUCCGCCAGGGUCCGAUUAUACCUCUCACAUUGU
Molecule: messenger RNA, 484 nt
Organism: Meloidogyne enterolobii
Lineage: Eukaryota; Metazoa; Nematoda; Chromadorea; Rhabditida; Meloidogynidae
Source: the annotation of a GenBank genome assembly